Molecule: messenger RNA, 1439 nt
Organism: Octopus sinensis (East Asian common octopus)
Lineage: Eukaryota; Metazoa; Mollusca; Cephalopoda; Octopoda; Octopodidae
Product: spatacsin-like
Exons: 11
Coding region: 1-1311 (436 amino acids)
Cellular component (GO): cytoplasm
Source: RefSeq, a predicted model, not a curated record
AUGCCGAGUUGGCUAUUGAGGCAAAGUAGUUCUGAUGAAGAUGAUGCUUUAAUAAUCAAUUCAAAUAAAGAAGAAAGUAAAGAGACUAAUCAGGAAUUUGAUCUCAACCCUAUGUCUGCUCCUGAAGAUGUUUUCAGAGUGAUUUUUUCUGCCCAAGCAAGUCGGAGUGUUUGGAAAUCUCUUUUGUCAUAUGGCAUUGCGUUACGCAAUCCCUUGUUCACAGAACUAGCGGCUUGUCAAAGAGAAGCUAACAUUCUCAGUUGUUUGUGUGGUUGGUUGAUUGCUGUUAUGAAUGAUGUGCAGCAUCAACACUUCCUGAAGCAACAUGUUUUGCCUGUUACCAAGUGGAACUUGAAGGAUUUACGUGAACUUACUGAAAUAUUCAUCAGAAACAAAUGGUUAGCUAAUCUAACAGUUGGAUUUGCUAUUUUCCAAACAGACACACCUAUGGCAUUCUUCCUAAAAUUCCUUCACUGUUGUCUGGAGAAAUAUGAUUAUGCAGAAGCUCAGACUUAUCUGGAAAGUUUUAAACAUUCUGUUCUAUAUAAACCAUCUAAAGAUAAGAUGUCCUCUAUUAAUCACAUGGCCCAGGUAUUUCCAAUGGUUGGGGACAUUUCAUGGCAAGAGGAAACUUGUCAAUGCCUUAUUAGAGAGCUGUUGACAGGUUUGCCAAAUAUCUCUGAUGUUGUGAAACUCUUGAAAUACUUAACUCAGUAUAAUAUCAUUUCAGUAUUCACAUAUCAACCAGGUUUGAAUUACUCUCAACUCUUGCAAGUGGCUGAAAUCCUUCAGAAGAACCAACUCACUAUCCCAUUCUCCUCUUUCCUGGUGAAAGAUCGACAACAUUUAGCCACCCAGGUGGAGCCCCUAGUGGCAGAAAUUGUUAACAAGAAGCUCUAUGAUGAUGCUCGUAUGUUGUGUGAGUUUGCAGAUAUUAAUCACGAAGAAAUAACAUUUACUGAGAUUAACAAUGAAAAGUCAAAGCUUCAGAAAAGUCAUUGCUGGUUGUCUGAAUUUAUCCGUGUAAAUUUCUGGAAAGAUUGUCUUGCAAAAUUUAAUAGAUACAGUGUAUCUCCUAUGAGAAUUGUGCAGUUUUUCCAGGAUGAGAUUAACAAAUGUAACCAGAAUAACACAAACAUGAAUGAACAGGCCAUUAUGUAUGAGCUCUGUGUACAAAGUUUGAUAGAUGCACCUGACCCUUCAGGAAAUCUGUAUGCUAAUUAUAUAAAUGAUUUCAGUCAUAAGAUGUGGUAUUGCAGAAUUAUGGCCAAAGUACCAAAAGUUGAGCGCAUUGUUGAUUUGCACUAUUGAUGAAAUAUUUUUAGGAGUUGAGGAAACAUAUCCAGUUCGAUCAAAAACAUCAGCAUUGAAGACCGAGCUUCUGCAGCAUGGGAAAAUGCCGAAUAUAUCUCAGAAACAAAGUGAAUUCUCUGAUAGUG